Messenger RNA from Scatophagus argus, 1875 nucleotides. RefSeq lists its product as uncharacterized. The record is from RefSeq and is a predicted model, not a curated record. Gene Ontology annotation, biological process: double-strand break repair involved in meiotic recombination. The transcript has 8 exons. NCBI's taxonomy places the organism in Eukaryota, Metazoa, Chordata, Actinopteri, Scatophagidae. The coding region runs from base 19 to 1728 and encodes 569 amino acids.
UUUUAUUUGGAAGAGCAGAUGGCAAAAGGAAAAGCGAAGAACAACACCGACAGUUUAAAUCCAGCCCAGCCUCGGCCACUCAGGUCAAGAAAGAGGGAAUGUCCACGUGAUGAAAUACCAGAGACUGAUAAUAUUCAUCCUGCUCUCCAUCAUCAGGACACUGAAAGAAAUAAUACAGCAGUGGAUGCCACUGUGCUGCAGUGCCACCAGUCUCCUCUGCAGGAAUCUGCUGUAAUUCCAACUCACCCACAUGAGGCAGCAGAACAGUCUCGUCUCACCAAACAAGAUGCUGCCACGGAAGAAAAACCAGAAGAGACUACGGUCAAGAAUCCCAAUUCUCAGCCAGAGGGCUUUAGCGUUCACACUGUCAAUGAUGCCAGUCAGAGUGGACAGGAAAACGAGGAAAUAACUGUGGGGGAAUGUGACAGAACACCAUCUCAAACAUGCACUGAUCGACACCAGGUCCUCUUACCAACCUCAGGAGAGGGUAAAGGGAUCUGUGCAACCGCCUUGGAGGAUCAACUGGAUGCAAAGGACAACUCUCAGAGUAAUUUGGAGAGAAACCAAGAAACCAUCCACGAAGAAUGCAGCAUCAUGUACGUGGCCGAUGUCACAAAGGAGGCAGAGGUGGGACUACCAGCCAAAAAGAAGCGACGGAUGGGAAUGUGUGGUCUGACGGAGAAGGAGCGGAGUCACUUUCUACAGACACAAAAGCGUGAAAACGGGCAGAACAGACCGGAGAAUGCUAAGAAGGAGAUCUGUAAUAACACUACUGUCCUUGUGGCUCAGGAGGUGAUUACAUCUUUGUAUGAUUUACCGUUCUCACUAUCCAUCCCAGCAGGGAGUGUCACAGAGCACAGCGAGGCAGAGAUGACACUUCAGUCCAGUCACUUUGGAGGGGGUGACAGGAUAGAAACCGAAGUCCACAUUGCUGUCACAGCCUCAGUUGGUACUAGUACUUUGUGUGAUUCAGACUGCUCAAAGCAAAAGAGUUGUGAGGCUGCAGAAAGCAUAGUACCUUCUCCAGAGCUAACUGAGGACACAAAGUCAGGUCCACCCACAGAGGAGGACCUUUUGGGGAAUGAGGAUCACCAGCAAUGUGAGGGACGUACAGCCGUGAGUGUGGCUGAAAAACCUAAGCAACAAAUGAAAGAUGAGGGAGAUGGGUCAGCAGUCGUACACCCAAAUCCUGCCAUCAGUUUCGAUGAGGAGACUGAGAACCGGGAUGCAAAUGCAGCUGCCCCUCUCCAGAUGACCCGGACCAGAUAUGAGAAGAAGGAAGAUUUGACUUAUACUGCGGGGGACUGUGCUUCAUCCACAGACACCCUGUCAGGAGGAUACAGCUGUGGCCCUGUGGAGCUCUGUGAGGCUGCAGUGUCACCCGGUGGCCCAGAGAGGAAAGACAGUUGUGAUCCUGAUGAUGAAGCUGGUGCUGGUCCUUCGACUCUGAAUGCUGAGCCCCUUCAGACCAGGGACACCACUGACACGUUUGGAUCUGGAUACUUGGAUCAUGUGUCAGACUCGCAGCUGAACACCAUCGCUCUGAUCGAGGAGGAGGUGAUGGAGAGGGAGGAAGAGCUUGAUUCCCCAGACUGUCAAGAUUCUACUGAUCUGAUCUGUGGGCUCAUUAGAGAACUCUCUUCACUAAAUCAAAAGGUCAUGGCCACUCACAGAGAGCUGGAGAACCUGCGCCGCAGCAGUAAAAAUUCAAGGAGUUCAAGGAGUUGAGGAUUUUAUUUCAAGUCCUUGCUGCCCAAAUGGUUUGUGGGUAAUGAAAGCAAAUCAGAAUGAAAAGUUGUAAAGUUAUAAAGAACGUUCAGUUCAAUGGCUUGAUUAUCUCGUUCUUCCAAAUAAAGUCGAGUGUGGUUGAAGUCA